AUGAUCGCGGCCGGGAACGAGAGCGCUGAGGCAGCCGGCAACUCGACGUACGGGGGUGGCCUCCUCUUCCCGCCCUACGUGAGGGCAGCCUACAUCCUCCUCUGCGUCGUUAUCCUGGGCAUUGGAGUCGUCGGCAACGUCAUGGUACCCCUAGUCAUCGUCAAGACCAAGGACAUGCGCAACUCCACCAACAUCUUCCUCAUCAACCUCAGCGUCGCUGACCUCAUGGUCCUCUUGGUCUGCACGCCUACAGUUCUCGUCGAGGUCAACUCCGAACCACUCAUCUGGGUCCUUGGAGAGGAGAUAGCCUGGCCAAUCAGAGCUCCUCCCAAUGUUUACAAGGAAGCGAACGGAGACAUUAACCGAGUGAGGCCUGAACGGGGACCAUUUCGCCAGAAGUGCCGUCACAGAGAUGGCACAAUCCCAAAGUAG
Molecule: messenger RNA, 432 nt
Organism: Nezara viridula (southern green stink bug)
Lineage: Eukaryota; Metazoa; Arthropoda; Insecta; Hemiptera; Pentatomidae
Source: the annotation of a GenBank genome assembly